AUGGACUACUCAGCCAUUUCCAAUGACCCAGAGCACCCUGCGGGUGCGUCUCCCUGGGGGUCUCCGCGCGCCGACCGACCAGCUUUCCCCGCCUCAGUCAAUGGCGAGCAACCGGCCUCUCCGCUAGCUGCUCAACGCCAAUCAUCCGAGGCUGCUACCAGAGACAAUGACGAUGUAGCUCAGGCGGCAGACUUGUCAGCACAGCUCCAGAGUCCGCAAUUGGGUGAUCCCGAUUACGAUGAACCAUUUGCUGCGCAACACCAUCAGCAACUCCCCGCACGCUAUCAAACGGGGGUAAGGCAAGCCUCUCGACCAACGCCGCCCGCCUAUAAGAUCCAAGCCAAGAUCACAGGUCUCGAGAGGACAGGAAAGAAAGAUCCUGUUCUUCGAUUUGAUGUCCACACCAAUAUUCCAAAGUUCCGUACAACUCAAUACCGCGAUGUCCGCCGCACCCACUCCGAGUUCAUUAAGCUCGCCGACCAUCUGCUCUCCGCCAACCCGGAAGCAUUGGUCCCGGCAGUGCCUCCUCCCGUAACUCCUGCUGGCGCCGGAACUGAGGAGGACGAAAAUCGGGUCAAGGCCUCUAUGCAACGCUGGUUGAACACCAUAUUGAGCAAUGACAUUCUGAUUCAAGAUGACGAGGUCAUGCUGUUUGUUGAAAGCGACUUUGGCUACAGUCCGGUCUUGCGAAUGAAGCAGCCUGCGACGGGCGUUCGUCGUAAAAUGCUAAAACAGUUCGCGCCUCCUCCCGAUGACACUCCAGAACUUCAAGCGGCGCGUCCCACUGUGAAGAUGUUUUACUUGGGGGCAAUGGAUACGAGUCACAAGGUUGACCGGGUCGUUAAGUCACGGAGAGGUGUUGGACUGGCGGAGUCUGAUUUCGGUGUUAAGCUCGGUCAGAUGGCUGUGCAAGAAACACACCCUGGUCUUGGUAUGGCCUACCGAAAGCUUGGCAAGAUCAUCCAGACUGUGGGUGACUACCACGCAAUCCAAGCUACUGCCGAAGCUACAACUCUGGGCGAGCCAUUGAGUUAUCACUCGUCCGAUGCCUUCAUUGUCAAAGAGACCCUCACGAACCGCCACAUCUUGCUGCGAGAGCUGCUUCAGGCCCAGCAGACUUCUCGCAGCAGACGGUCAGCAGCUGAUCGAUUGAAAGUCAGCUCUUCAGUCCGCUCCGAUAAAGUGGAUGAGGCACUUAGCGCUCUUGAAGAGGCUGAAAGUCACGAAGACUACUUGACCAAGCGCACACAGCGUGUCACGACAAAUCUGCUGCAGGAAAAGCGAAAAUGGUUCGACCGUACUACCAACGAUCUGCUUUCAAGUCUACGCGAGUACACUUUGCGUCAGAUCGAAGCCGAACGACGGACUUUGGCCACAUUGGAAAGUGUACGACCUGACAUUCGCAGCAUCGAUGCGUCCGGUGGUCUGAGCCGACUGGGUCGUGAAGCGCAUCCCGCCGUGCGCCGAGCCAACAUGUCGUCCAGCCAAGGUCCCAAGGGUGAUGCUUGGAGCGGCAUCCCACGUCGAUCUGACACCCUGGGUCGCAGCAUGAGUGGAAGCUUCGCUGCUCCCGGUGAGGAAGAAGGCGAGGAAGACAACUUGACCGAGUCCACUCAUGGUCGAGCGCGCGCAACCAGUCAGGUUGGAUCUAUCGCCGAAGAAGAUGACGACCGACUUGACGCUCGUAAUGCGGCUAGUCGACUUGCCACCAGCACGUUCUGA
Molecule: messenger RNA, 1722 nt
Organism: Penicillium diatomitis
Lineage: Eukaryota; Fungi; Ascomycota; Eurotiomycetes; Eurotiales; Aspergillaceae
Product: retromer subunit VPS17
Exons: 3
Coding region: 1-1722 (573 amino acids)
Biological process (GO): intracellular protein transport; retrograde transport, endosome to Golgi
Cellular component (GO): retromer complex; retromer, tubulation complex; endosome
Molecular function (GO): phosphatidylinositol-3-phosphate binding
Source: RefSeq, a predicted model, not a curated record